ACAACUCGAGUCUCUGCGGAAGGUAAUGCAAAAUGCGGAAUGUGGAUGUGGCAUGUGGCAUCAUGCACGGCUAUCGAGUUACCCCCCUCCCCCCCCCUCCCCCCCUGUCAUCCAUCAUCUAUCAACUUGCUAACGUCGCCUUCCCUUCAUAUUAGCUACUCGAUGAACACGGCAUGGAUGUGUUUACAAAAUACUUCGCGCGACUGGUGGCCGCAAAUGCCUCUCAGAUAUUCCCGGGCCUCAACAGGCCCGGGUCGAACCCGCAGGGCUCGAACCCGGGAAACCAUCACAUCCUCAAGGCCGAGAUGCGAAAGCUGUCGCGGGAAUUCCCCCAGGCCAGGAAGAUAGCAGAGUCCAUCGAAACCGGCAGCGAGGAUAUCUUUCGCGAUUUCGACCUCUCCGGCUUUAUGGAACAUUUCCAACUAGAUGCUCUGGGAAAGACAGUCUUGGCUCUCGCCUUCAAGCUGGGCCCUAGGUCCGACCUGAAGACCAAAGCCGAUGCCAUCUUAUCAACGAACUUCCCGACUUUUGUUAACAUUCUAAGCCGGCCAACCGGCGACCCUGCUACCGACCUCGAGCCCGAUUUCGUCGCCGAGCUCGUCGACCGCUUCAUCCAAGUCCACCCCCCGAACUUCAAUGCCGCUGCGAAACGGGAAUUGGAACACAAGGUGCAACAAAGAUAUGCCCAGUCUCCCGACGCGAAGCCGCCGCCGUCACAAGUGCUCGCCGCACUCGACCUCGUACGUAUGCUCGCCGACAAGCCGGUCAAUGCUCUUUCACUCUAUAUCCACCGCUCCGGCCUGCUGUUCACCCUGGACGAAGAGACUUGUACGGGCUAUCUUCAAAACCGGCCGACGAACGUCCACCUCAGUGAGGAACAGGUAUCCGUGUCGUUGAUGUACACGACCAUCAGCCAAACACCCCGCCACAACCCUUCGGUUCUCGUCGCUUCCCUCAGGCGCAUCCUGCCCGAUAGCUUCAGGUGGCAAGAAGUGGUGUCGUACUUCGACCACAGCGGGGCCCGGGUUACGUCGGCCCAGUUUCUGCGCCUGUACAACGCCCUGCUGCCGAUAGCACGGGAGGACAGCGAGCGGUUCAACAUCCAGCAGCUGUGGGGUGGGGAAUGGGAGAACCCCGAAACACAGCUCUCCUUCAUUUGCGCUUUCGCGUCCCUCAAGCCGGAGCAGCUGGAUGCGACCAUCGUCCCGGGCCUGAAGCCGACGUUCACGGUCCAAGAGUACGCGCAGUCCCCUCUUCCGAUACAAGAAACGGCAGCAUACGCAGUCAAGCACCCCCUGGUCUCUGAGGCGGCCCUCUCUGCCGUCUUCAACGUUGCGCUCCACUCGAUGCACGCCUCCCAGAGCAUUGAAGCGAAGCGCCUUUUCCAGGACGUUGUUGUGCCGAACCUAGCCAUCUUUGUUGUCUCGGCCUUUGGGGUGCCGAAGCCCUGGCCGAGCAUGGCCGAAGAUACCCUUGUUUCUCUCUUCGACAACUUCCUGACCAGGUCACCUGAGGCCGACUUCGUCAUGGACAGCCUCUGGAGGAGAGACAAGGAAUGGGUCAAGCAGCGGCUGAUCGAUGCGCAUGCCUUGAAGCCCAUCAGCCUGCCGCUCAUAUUUGAACAUGCCGUCCGUCAAAACUGGCUUGAUGAGCUCGUCUAUUUACCCAUCGGCUUCGGGCUUGACUUAACUGCCCUGGCCCAUGCCGAAGGGUACCUCGACCUGCAGCAGUGGGCUCGGCGGAACGCUGAGAGGAGUCCCGAGAUGGCCAGGGCCCUUUCCCAAUUUUUGCUGAUCAAGGCGAACUUCGAGUUGCAAUACCAGCGUCCCCCCGAAGGCCAACCGCCCGUCAAAGCGAGCACAACGUUGCAGGUCCGGACGGUCCAUGCGCUGCUCCAAAUCUUGGAGGAGUUCUUACCCAAGUCGCCGAUGCAAGAGCUGAUCGGGGUUCAACGGACCUGCAUCACUGUGUAUCCAAGGCUCAUCAACUACGGGGAAGGCUUUGACGAUAUCAUCGACGCCAACGGGCGUGAUGGGAACGCGCUGCCGCUAGCCGCUAAUGCCAAGAUGGAAGAACAUUACAAAAAGAUGUAUGGCGAUGAGAUACAGGUCCGGACCGUCGUCGACAUCUUGGAGCGAUACAAGCGAUCUCGCGAUCCCCUGGACCAGGACAUCUUCGCAUGCAUGAUACACGGCUUGUUUGACGAGUACGCGCAUUAUGUUGACUAUCCGCUCGAAGCUCUCGCUACCACCGCAGUCCUAUUUGGCGGCAUCAUAUCCCACAAGCUCAUCUCGGACCUCCCGCUCCAGAUCGGGUUGGGCAUGAUCCUUGAAGCGGUUCGAGACCACCAUCCCGGUGAGUCGAUGUACAAGUUUGGCUUGCAGGCUCUUAUGCAACUAUUUGGCCGCCUGCGUGAGUGGCCGGGUUUCUGUACCCAGCUCCUCCAGAUCCCCGGUCUGCAAGGGACUGAGGCGUGGAAGAAGGCGGAAGAAGUGGCCCAGGAGCACGACGAGGAGCUUGCCCGCUCCCGUAACGGCGCCACCCUGGCCAAUUCGGGGAUUCUCGGUCAUGAUGGCUUGACAAAUGGCAACCUGGAGGACAGCAUAGGGUCGGAACAGCAUCCGCCGCCAUUCGCCUCGGUCAACGUGGACCCGCCUCCGCCCGGCAUUGUCUACGAGGAGCCUGGCGAAGACGAGCAGGGGAAGAUACAGUUCGUGCUCAACAACCUAACCGAUACCACGCUGCAAUCCAUGUUCAAGGAUAUCCGCGAGAUGCUGGAGUCAAGACAUCAGCAGUGGUUCGCCAGUCACCUGGUCGAAGAGCGCGCGAAGAUGCAGCCAAACUACCAUCACGUCUACCUGGAACUCGUCAAACAGUUCGAGGACAAGGCGCUGUGGGCAGAGGUCCAGCGAGAGACCUACAUCAGCGUGUCGCGCAUGCUGAACUCGGAGCUCACCAUGCAGAAUUCCACCGAACGGACGCAUCUUAAGAACCUCGGAGGCUGGCUCGGGCUCUUGACGCUGGCCCGCGACAAACCAAUCAAGCACAGGCAUAUAGCCUUCAAGCAGCUCCUCAUUGAGGCUCACGACACCAAGCGCCUCAUCGUCGUCAUCCCGUUCGUGUGCAAGGUUCUUGCUCAGGGUGUCUCCUCAAACGUCUUCAGGCCGCCCAAUCCUUGGCUGAUGGAUAUUAUCCAUCUCCUGAUCGAGCUCUAUCACAACGCCGAGCUGAAGCUGAAUCUCAAAUUCGAGAUCGAGGUUCUGUGUAAGGGCCUGAACCUAGACCACAAGGCCAUCGAGCCCUCCGGCGAGAUCCUUAACAGGGCUCCCAUCGAAGAGCUGGGUGACAUCCUCGGGCCAGAGGCCCUCGAGAACUUUGAAAGCCUCUCUCUCAAUGGCAUGCCCGGCGUCAACAGCUCCCUCUCGUCGCACCCCGCCUUCACUAUCCCCGAUCUUGGGCCGAACCUGUCGAUCCCUCAGACGGAAGUUGUCACCGCUGCCAAACUGCACGAGAUUGUGCGGCAAGCCUUGACGCGCGCGUUACAGGAUAUUAUCCAGCCCGUCGUUGAUCGCUCAGUCACGAUUGCGGCGAUUUCGACACAUCAAAUGGUCCGCAAGGACUUCGCCACCGAACCCGACGAGAAUAAGGUGCGGACAUCGGCGAUCAAUAUGGUCAAGUCUACCGCAGGUAGCCUGGCGCUUGUCACGUCCAAAGAGCCGUUGCGAGCAAACCUCGCCAACUACUUGCGUAACCUCUCCGCCGAUCUACCCCAAGGGCUGCCUGAGGGCAUCAUCGUGCUGUGUGUUAACUCCAACCUUGACCUGGCCUCGAGCAUCAUCGAGAAGUGCGCCGAAGAGCGUGCUAUUCCAGAGAUCGAAGACUUGAUGGAGGGUGAACUAGAAGCGCGCCGCCGCCACCGGCUCCAACGGCCCUCCGAACCCUACGUCGACCACGGGUUGAGCCGUUGGGCAAUGACUAUCCCUCACCCCUUCAAACUACAGCCCAACCUCACUGGCCUCAAUCCCGAACAGAUGGCCAUUUACGACGAUUUUGCCCGCCAGUCAAGGGCGAUUCCUGCGACGACGGGCCCCUCGCAUGGGCCAUCCGCGUCGGAUACCCGGUCCCUAGCGAACGAGCCGCUCGGUGACCAGUACAAUGCCGUCAGCAACAUGCCAACCCCCGCCGAGACACCAUCAAUGCCCAUUCUGGGGGUGCAACUGCAACACUACCCGCAGACCCACGCUGGGCUUGCCAAUGGCCGGCAGGCAGGAAUCAAUCAGAUUGACUCUCGGAGCAUCGCCGAGAGGGUCAACAAACUACUAGAACAGCUCACCGCUGCCGCCACCAACACCACCGAAGAUCAUUUUGACGAACUUCCCCGGUCCCACCCAGUCCUAGACAUCGUCGACGCCCUUGUUCAGCUCAUCAUCAAGACCCAACAGACAUCUGAGGAGUUCGCUGCCUAUGCCGCGAAUCAAAUUUCUCAGCUCCUCUUCCGGCAACCUGAGGGCGACCUGCUCUUGGAGAGCCUGGUUCAUGUUCUGGAGACUCUCCGCAAGAUUGCCGGGCCCGUGAUUAGCGAACAGAUCCGCCAGUUGUUCCACCAGCAACCCGGGCAGUUCUUCCUCAACCUACCCCUGAUUACCGCGUUACUCCGGACCGACCUUCUCGAUUGGAGAAGCAUCGACGCGGCGACGGCAAAGCUUUUGCAGCAGCGGAAGGAAGCGUCGUUGACGUUUCUGGAGCAGCUCUUGGAUCUUACGCUCCUAACCGACAGCCCGCUCGCUCUGUAUGCCGACUUUGUGCGAAGUCUGGAGGAGGCAUGGUCGUGGAUCACGGAGGAACCAGAAGUUCCGGGUGCGGCACGUUUCAAGGCCAAAGUGCUCGCCCCGCCGCCGGAUCUCCCCGCCGAGUUGAGCAAAGAGGAACUUGACGCGAUCAAGUCGGAGCAGAUGGACUACGUCUUUGAUGAAUGGAUCCAUCUCUGCAACAACCGCUUUGCCACCGAGAAGUCUGCUUCGAUCUUCGUGCAGCAAAUGCGCUCGCGCGGCAUUGUUAGCAAGAGCGAAGACUUCUUCCUCUUCGCCCGCCAAGCCCUCGACAAGUCUGUUGAGCGGUUCGAACAAGCCCUCUCGUCCGGGGGUGGCUUGACAGAAGGCUACCAGGCUACUGAAGCGCUAGUCAGAAUGGUCAUGAUUUUCGUCAAGUCUCACCAAGACGACGGACAGUCGACGGGUGUGGCAUUCUUGGACUCGGUCUUGUCUCUCAGUGUGUUGGUGCUGAACAAUCAUCACGUCAAGCGGGGGGAGGAUUUCAACCAACGGGUCUUCUUCCGGUUCUUCGCGCUCAUCUUGCACGAGCUAGCGGAUUUGGCCGGGCACUUUCCGGAGAACGACUACCACCAAGCCAUCCAAAAGUUUGCGGCGCGCCUGUACGAUCUUCAACCAAGCGUAUACCCGGGAUUCGUCUUCGCGUGGGUGGAUCUACUGGCCCACCGCAACUUCAUGCCCGUGAUCCUACGGCUCCCUAAUGGAGCGGGCUGGGCGCCGUUCACAAAGCUGCUUACCCAGCUCUUUGUGUAUCUGAGCAACCUAUUAAAGCCGUUCUCCGUUUCGCCUCUAGCCAAGGGCAUGUACCAAGGAGUGCUGAGGCUGCUGAGCAUCCUUCAUCACGAUUUCCCCGAGUACCUCGCUGCGAACCAUGUAGAGUUGUGCCGGAGCCUCUCACCACAUACGGCACAAAUCGCCAACUUUAUUCUUGCCGCCACCCCCGCCACAUCCAAACUGCCUGACCCCGUCGAGCCAGGGCUCAAAGCGGACAGGGUUCCCGAGAUGAGGGAACCUUGCUUGACCUUGUUUGACUCGGCUAGCGUGCUUCGCGACAUUGGGCUGCUCAACAUCCUGGAGCAGGCGUUGCAGAACGGCCCAUCGGAAGAUGCGAUUGCCCAGAUCAGCCACGCCAUCAGCAAGGUUGACGAGGCGGACUCGACCUUUGGUUACGUCCCGAUCCCAGUGAACCGGCGGGUCAUCGACGCGGUGGUUGCGCAAUUUGCUCACUUUGCCGUCACCCGCGCGGGCACACUGAGCGACUCGCCCAUCUUCGUGUCCGGUGCCUCGGAUAUCAGAACGCUGCACAUGCUCAUCAGCGAGGUGUCCCCUGAGACUAGGUACUACCUUCUCAGCAGCAUCGUGAACGAGCUAAGGUUCCCGAACGCGUCGACAAACUACUUCAGCCACGCGCUACUCGAAAUAUUUGGACAGGAUAUGUCGGACCCCGAGGAGACGGAAAUCCGCGAGCAGAUUGUGCGCGUCCUGCUCGAGAGGAUCAUUGGGUUCUGGCCGCAUCCGUGGGGAGUGUUGGUCACCACGCUCGAAAUACUCAAGAAUGAGAAGUACAACUUCUUUGAGCUACAGUUUAUCAAAUCAGAGCCAGAGGUUGCUCAACGGUUUGGUGAAGUCCUCCGCCCUGCGUCGUAAGCGGGAGGCGCAGUCAAAACAUGACGACUGAGCGUCGUGAUGCGUGUUCAAGACGAACACACAAAGAAACGCCCAGAUAUAUAUCCUGGGCCCCCAACCGGCGAGAAUAUGGAAGGCACACAAGGGGGGUAGGUCGGCUGGGCAAAAGCGCUCAAGUCAGGCC
Molecule: messenger RNA, 6639 nt
Organism: Chaetomium fimeti
Lineage: Eukaryota; Fungi; Ascomycota; Sordariomycetes; Sordariales; Chaetomiaceae
Product: CCR4-Not complex component, Not1-domain-containing protein
Exons: 3
Coding region: 174-6476 (2100 amino acids)
Biological process (GO): negative regulation of translation; nuclear-transcribed mRNA catabolic process, deadenylation-dependent decay
Cellular component (GO): P-body; CCR4-NOT core complex
Molecular function (GO): molecular adaptor activity
Source: RefSeq, a predicted model, not a curated record